AUGACAGAAGUAUCUGGUGAUCAAAAGAAACAAUAUGUCCUUGUACCAGGUGGUGCUGGUUUUAUUGGUAGUCAUUGUGUUAUUGAACUUGUUACAGCUGGUUAUACACCAAUUGCAGUAGAUAAUGAAUGUAAUUCAUCAAGAGAAUGUUUGAAACGAGUUGAACAAAUUACUGGAUGUAAAAUAAUCAGUUAUAAAAUUGAUUGUCUUGAUCUUGAAAGUUUACGAGAUAUUUUUAAAAAAUAUCCAAUUUAUGCAAUUAUCAAUUGUGCUGCACUUAAAUCUGUUGGUGAAUCAGUACAAAAACCAAUUUUAUACUAUAAAAAUAAUAUCGGUUGUUUACUUAAUUUACUCACGUGUAUGGAAGAAUUUAAUGUUAAAAAUUUUCUUUUUUCAUCAUCAGCUACUGUUUAUGGUACACCAAAAUAUUUACCACUGGAUGAAAAACAUCCAUGUAUUGGUGAUGCUAUUACUAAUCCAUAUGGUAAAAGUAAAUAUAUUUGUGAACAUAUUCUUAAAGAUACAAUGGUUGCUCAUCCUGAAUGGAAUAUAAUUCUUUUACGUUAUUUUAAUCCAGUUGGCGCUCAUAAAACAGGUUUAAUUGGUGAAAAUCCUAUUGGUAAACCAAAUAAUCUUAUGCCAUAUAUUGCACAAGUGGUUGUUGGUCGUUUACCAUAUGUUAAUAUUUUUGGUACUGAUUAUAAUACUCCAGAUGGGACAGGUGUUCGAGAUUAUAUACAUGUUGUUGAUGUAGCUAUGGGUCAUAUUGCAGCAAUGAAACAGUUUGAAAUAAAUUGUGGUUUAAAGAUUUAUAAUCUUGGUACUGGUAAAGGUUAUUCUGUACGAGAAAUGAUUAAAGCAUUAGAAAAAGCAUCAGGCAAAACAAUACCUUAUAAAGAAUGUUCUCGACGUUCAGGUGAUCUUGCAACUGUUUAUGCCGAUCCAACACUAGCAGCUCAAGAACUUGGAUGGACAGCUCAACGAAAUUUAGAUGAAAUGUGCGAAGAUUUAUGGCGUUGGCAGUCAAAUAAUCCGAAUGGAUUUCAAUAG
Rotaria sordida is the source of this 1050-nucleotide messenger RNA. NCBI's taxonomy places the organism in Eukaryota, Metazoa, Rotifera, Eurotatoria, Philodinida, Philodinidae. The record is from the annotation of a GenBank genome assembly.